CUGAUGACCUUUGAUCAUAGUCUUACAUCCGUAGAGUAAUGGAGUCGAGCAGUUUGACACUAAACUUAGGUCAGCUGAUCGCAACGUUUUUGCUGUUCCUAUCCUUUCCACCUUGCCAUGGGUUACCUGGAGUGUUCUUGAACAGGCCCCAUGCCAGUGAGGUAUUGCUGGAGAGGUCUCGGCGAGCCAACUCCAUGUUUGAGGAACUGAAACAGGGCAACCUGGAGAGGGAGUGCCUGGAGGAGAUAUGCGACUACGAGGAAGCGAGAGAGAUAUUCCCCCUUCCUGACCACCUGACUGAGUUCUGGAGGGUGUAUUCAGAUGCUGAUGACUGUUUAUCUCAGCCAUGUGUCAAUGGUGGGAGGUGUGAGGACCAGUUCCAGGCCUACAUCUGUAUCUGCCCCAGGGGCUUUGAGGGCCGAAACUGUGACAAAGCAACCGUGUUUCAACCGGCAAACUACGGUUGUCUUUACCGCAAUGGAGGAUGUGAGCACUUCUGUGUUGAGUCACAGGACUCCACUCCACACUGCAGCUGUGCUGUGGGGUACAGCCUGGCCUCUGAUAACACCAGCUGCAUAGCCCAAGUGAAAUUCCCCUGUGGAAAAACGCAAGCGAUAGAAUUUGGCCCCAGAAUCGUCAGAGGUGAUGUGUGUCCGCGUGGGCAGUGCCCGUGGCAGGCCUUACUGAAGCGCAAUGGGGGUUACCUUUGUGGAGCCAUAGUCCUGAACUCUGAAUGGAUUCUGACUGCAGCACACUGUGUGUAUCAGACUGAUGCCAGUAGACUGGAGAUCACAGUGGGGGAGCACAACCGCGAGGUAGAGGAGGGCUCGGAGCAGUCUCGCGGGGUGAAACUCGUCAUCUCGCACGAGGGCUACAAUCACACCACCAAAGACAGCGACCUGGCCCUGCUCCGCCUGAAGUCCCCCAUCAAACUCAGCCGCUACGCCAUCCCCAUCUGCCUACCCACCCGCGCGGGCACGUUCGGCCGAACCCUGGCCGCCAUACGCAACUCCACCGUCAGCGGCUGGGGACGGCUGGCCCAAUUGGGGCCCCCCUCCGUCAUCCUCCAGCGGCUGAACGUGCCGCGGGUUCCCUCACGGGAGUGCAUGUCACACACGGGCCUGGACGUGACCAGUAACAUGCUGUGCGCUGGCUAUAAGGAGGGGGGUCGUGACUCGUGCCAGGGGGACAGUGGCGGCCCCCUGGUGACCCGCUACAAGAAUACCCACUUCCUGCUGGGCAUCGUGAGCUGGGGAAAGGGCUGCGCUGCCAUUGACUCUUACGGAGUCUACACCAGAGUGUCAAACUACUUGCAGUGGAUAGAGGAUCACAUGAAGAGAGAGAGAUUCUCAUGUCAGCGAUGGAAAAGAGACUUUGAACACAAACCUAUACGACUGACACAAAACACAAAAGUGGAAAAAAGAUUCUACGCAGAAGUUCAACCCGACAUGUGUAAUCUGCAGGUUUUCUGUCUAACAGUGUUGCUAGCGCCACUGUAUUCCUGCCACCCAGUUUCACCUGUGUUUCUGGAGCGUGGGGAAGCACAUGAGGUACUUGAGCGCAGUCGCAGGGCCAACUCAGGCUGGUUUGAGGAGCUGAAAAAGGGCGAUCUGGAGAGGGAAUGUCUAGAAGAGCUGUGCUCCUACGAGGAGGCCCGAGAAGUGUUUGAACACACCAAAACUACGGAUGAAUUCUGGCGUAAAUACAAUGUGGUGGAUCACUGCCUCUCCAACCCCUGUGCCAACAACGGGAUUUGUACGGCCUUGGGAGAGGCUUACACCUGUAUGUGCUUACCUGGAUACAGUGGGAGAAACUGUGAGCAAGAAAGCCGGUCCAUCUUGGAAACUUGUCUGUAUGACAAUGGCGGUUGUGAGCAUUUCUGCCAGGAGACGGAGGGCACACGCGUCUGUUCCUGUGCUGAUAGCUACUCUUUGGCAGCGGAUGGGAAAAAAUGUCUGGCUAACGAGCCCAUUCCCUGUGGCAAGGCUCCUCUGGACCCCUCCUUUGGUGUUGAGGCUAAGCUGGACCCCCGUGCCAGGAUUGUGGGAGGGACUGAGUGCCCCAAAGGCCACUGCCCAUGGCAGGUUCUGCUGCAGUAUGGGAAGCAAGACUUCUGCGGAGGAGCCAUAUACAAGCCCACCUGGAUCAUCACUGCUGCCCACUGUCUGGUGGACCUACCUCAAGUGAAACACCUGAAAAUAAUCGCAGGUGAGCACGAUCGCUACAAGGACGAAGGAACGGAGCAAACCGUCAUGGUGAAACAAAUGAUUUUACAUCCAGACUACAACCCCAAAACGGUCGAUAAUGACAUCGCUCUCCUGCACCUUCACGAGCCCGUUGAAUACACACCACACGCCGUGCCCAUAUGCCUGCCCACCCGCGCCCUCGCCGAACGCGAGCUCUGGUCUGUCCACUACCACACGGUCAGCGGCUGGGGCCGACGCAGCGAGGGCGGACCCCAGUCCAGCCUCCUCCGACGGCUGAAGGUGCCUCGCAUCCGGACGCAGGAGUGCGUAGAGAACAGCAAUGUCACGCUGUCCGCAAACAUGUUCUGCGCGGGGUACAUCGAGGGCAACGAGGACUCAUGCAAAGGGGACAGCGGAGGUCCUCUGGUUACGCACUACAGGAACACCGCGUUUCUGUUGGGGGUAGUGAGCUGGGGGAAAGGGUGUGCCAGACCUGGAAACUAUGGCAUUUACACUCGGGUGUCCAACUACCUGGAAUGGGUACACGAGCACACAGCAGAGCCAGAGUUAUUCAAUAAUACUACAACAGUGGCAUCUAACACAACAGUGUUGUAAAUUCAGUGUAAACGCUGAAUUUAAAAAAGUGACUAUUUAACUGUAGGCCUAAUAAAACUUUACUUUAGACCUACUUCACAUUCUGGUAUGUGUCAUAAUGUAUUUAUGAAUUACAUAGGUUGUCUCCAGAAAUAAAGAACACCUUUUUAUUUUCAAGUUUCAUGCCCAAAGAAACGGUAGCAAUAUAAUUGGCAUAGCAGCCCUGUGGCAGAUGGUGAUUUCAGCUUCAAAGGUGCUUUACAGUGAAAGGGGGCAAAGGUACGUGUAGUCUUUGUCAAGAGGACCCAUAAUUUCUGCAUCAGACCUACUUUGUGCUGGUGCAUGUAGCCUAUGUUCUCUAUGGUCACAUCCACCAGUUUAGAACCAAAUUUUGUGUUAAUUAAACACUUAGAGAGUCUAUUUAACAUCUUCUAGAGCAGUGCUUCUCAACCUUUUUUGACUAAAUGCCCCCUUGACCUCACCAUAAGCCUCCCAACGCUUCCCUGACCUCAUCAUAAGCCUGCUACAUCACCCCCUUCAGUACUAAAAAAUAAAAUAGGCCAAUGUUCCUCCAUUGCAACUGAGAUUCCUCCUCCGCUGUAUCCUUCUCAAUGCCCCAAAGGCUCUCUCGUGACCCUCAAAGUGAUACUGUCCCAGUUUUGGAAAUAAGCUUAUUUUACACCUCCCCAUUUAACAUUGAGUUCUGUGAGACCAGUUAGCCACCAGCUGGUCAUAUACCUGUAGGACUCAAUGUUAACUGCUAGCUUGGAGGUAAAAUUUGCACUACCAUACCCAGAGAACGGUUGAAAGUACAAGAGAAUGGUAAAACCCUAUUAUUUAACUCAAGGGGGGUUGAGAAACACUAUUCUAUAGUGUGUUUGGUCCAAGAGUACUCCUUAAGUGUCGAAUUAACACUGCAUUUAACAAUGUGCCUGGAGAGAUUAUCUCAUCACUCAGAGGACCAGGGGCACCACACAACCAAUAAUCUGCACACUCAAAUGUCCUUGGUUUGAGAUUUGUUCCUUGUGAAUCUUGUGAGCUCAGUGCUUACAAAAUGAACACCGCAAUCCAAUCUGUAUGUUUUGUGAUGUGUCCUAGACUGUCUGUGCUACUGAAGGACUAGUGGUAGUGUUUUUGAAUGGUUUAAUUGCAUUCCAUUCCAAGGUUGUGUGACAUUUAUUUUCUAGCCGCCUGCCUGUCACAUGGUGGCAUUCACCCACAAAGGAACAAGAUGUUGAGAUGGUGCUUAACAUUGUAGAUGGUUGAUAUGGAAGCAGAUAAAGACAAUGGUACUGUAAGUAGUAAAACCAUACAAAACAUAAUUGGGUAUUGUGGCUCCUAUUCAUUACAAAGAAUUAUGUUUGUGGAUUACGUAUGGCCAGUGAUUUUCCCCAAUCAAAUCAAAAGAACGUUUUGUGUUGACAUGUUAAAAAAUAAAGUUUUGCCCUCUAUAAU
Molecule: messenger RNA, 4235 nt
Organism: Engraulis encrasicolus (European anchovy)
Lineage: Eukaryota; Metazoa; Chordata; Actinopteri; Clupeiformes; Engraulidae
Exons: 17
Coding region: 39-2801 (920 amino acids)
Biological process (GO): proteolysis
Cellular component (GO): extracellular region
Molecular function (GO): calcium ion binding; serine-type endopeptidase activity
Source: RefSeq, a predicted model, not a curated record